AUGGCACUCGUGGAGGAGAGCAGCCAGGACUUGCUCCAAGCUUACGUCGAGCUCUGGCACCUGUCCCUGUGCUUCGCCAAAUCGAUGGUCCUCCGCAUCCCCGACGCGAUCCACCACCACGGCGGCGGCGCCACCCUCCCCCAGAUCCUCACUGAGACUGCGCUCCACCCAAAUAAGCUUCGCGCCCUACGCAGCCUCAUGCGCGCGCUCACUGCCUUGGGCACCUUCAGCGUCCAGCCACCACCAACCAGCGUUGAUGAUUCAACCGUCGACGCGUCGGGCGAAGCUGUCUACAGGCUGACGGCAGCCUCCCGCUUCCUCGUCAGCGACGAGUUUGUCGCAGGCAAUAUGUUUGAGACUAUUCCACCUGCAACCGCUGUUUUCCUCAAGCGGUGGCCCAUGUAA
Miscanthus lutarioriparius is the source of this 405-nucleotide messenger RNA. Lineage: Eukaryota; Viridiplantae; Streptophyta; Magnoliopsida; Poales; Poaceae. The record is from the annotation of a GenBank genome assembly.